This is a messenger RNA of Vitis riparia (riverbank grape), 2956 nucleotides long. RefSeq names its product probable disease resistance protein At1g61300. Gene Ontology annotation, molecular function: protein binding; ADP binding. Bases 115 to 2808 code for a protein of 897 amino acids. The record is from RefSeq and is a predicted model, not a curated record. The transcript has a single exon. Lineage: Eukaryota; Viridiplantae; Streptophyta; Magnoliopsida; Vitales; Vitaceae.
UCCUUUGUUUCUCCUCAUCACUUUCCCAAUAUCUGCAAAUAAAAGGCAUUCAUUUUCUGCUUCGAAUUUGUCAUUCCUCUUUCUUACCUUCUCCUUGGAGUUUUUCAUACAUCAAUGGGAAACGUGUUCUCAGUCUCAAUCUCUACCAACGACAUCGCUGGUUGUUGUGAUUGCACUGCUGCUCGAGCAAAUUACAUAUGCAAGCUUGCAGAAAAUCGGGUUACUUUGAGAACAGAGCUUCAAAAAUUAAGGGAGCUGAAGAACGAUGUGAAUAGGAAGGUGGAUGUGGCUGAGAGACAACAAAUGAAGCGUCUAGAUCAAGUACAAGGCUGGCUUUCCAGGGUGGAAGCCAUGGAAACUGAAGUCGGUCAACUGAUUGGAGAUGGAGCGGAGACCGUUGAGGAGAAACGAUUACGUGGUUGUUGCCAUCCCAAGCAUUGCAUCUCCAGCUACACGUUGGGAAAAAAAGUGGCCAGGAAGCUACAAGAUAUGGCUACUCUAAUGAACGAAGGACGUAAUUUUGAGGUGGUGGUUGAUAUUGUACCUCCAGCUCCUGUGGAGGAAAUACCCGGCCGACCCACUGUAGGCUUGGAAUCAACAUUUGACAAAGUUUGGAGGAGUCUCGAAGAAGAACAUGUAGGGAUGAUCGGCUUAUAUGGGUUGGGGGGCGUUGGGAAGACCACCCUCUUGACACAAAUCAACAAUCAUUUCCUUAAAACAUCCCACAAUUUUGAUGUCGUAAUUUGGGUAGUGGUUUCAAAAACUCCAAAUCUAGGGCGGGUUCAAAACGAGAUUUGGGAGAAGGUGGGAUUCUGUGAUGAUAAAUGGAAAAGCAAAAGCCGCCAUGAGAAAACCAAAGACAUCUGGAGAGCCUUGAGCAAAAAGAGGUUUGUGAUGUUGUUGGAUGACAUGUGGGAGCAAAUGGAUCUGUUAGAAGUGGGAAUUCCACCUCCUGACCAACAAAAUAAGUCCAAGCUGAUAUUCACCACUCGAUCUCAGGACUUGUGCGGGCAAAUGGGAGCUCACAAGAAGAUCCAAGUGAAAUCUUUGGCAUGGAAGGAUUCGUGGGAUCUGUUUCAAAAAUAUGUGGGAACGGACGCCCUUAAUUCUGAUCCAGAAAUACCUGAGCUGGCUGAAAUGGUUGCAAAAGAGUGUUGUGGUUUGCCACUGGCGAUAAUUACCAUAGGGCGAGCCAUGGCUUCUAAAGUGACACCCCAAGAUUGGAAGCAUGCAAUUAGAGUAUUACAAACAUGUGCUUCAAAUUUUCCAGGUAUGGGGCACCGAGUGUACUCACUUUUGAAAUACAGCUAUGAUAGUUUGCCCUCCAAAAUAGUUCAAUCUUGCUUCUUAUAUUGUUCUUUAUUCCCAGAAGAUUUUUUCAUGGUUAAGGGACUUUUGAUAUAUCAAUGGAUUUGUGAGGGAUUUUUAGAUGAAUUUGAUGACACGGAUGGAGCCAGAAAUCAGGGAUUCAAUAUUAUCAGUACCCUCGUUCAUGCAUGUCUACUUGAGGAAUCUUCAAAUACUAGAUUUGUAAAAUUUCAUGAUGUUGUACGUGAUAUGGCUUUGUGGAUAACCAGUGAAAUGGGGGAGAUGAAGGGCAAGUUUUUGGUACAAACCAGUGCUGGUUUGACCCAAGCACCUGACUUUGUCAAAUGGACGACGACAGAAAGGAUUUCACUGAUGGACAACCGAAUUGAGAAGUUAACAGGAUCACCCACAUGUCCUAAUCUCUCGACACUUCGUCUAGAUUUGAAUAGUGAUUUGCAGAUGAUAAGCAAUGGUUUUUUCCAAUUUAUGCCCAAUCUAAGAGUGUUGAGCUUAUCAAACACCAAAAUAGUUGAGUUACCAUCAGAUAUUUGUAAUUUGGUUUCAUUGCAAUAUCUUGAUUUAUUUGGUACUGGGAUAAAGAAGUUGCCGAUUGAGAUAAAGAAUCUCGUACAAUUGAAGAUUUUGAUAUUGUGUUCAUCUAAAGUCUCUUCAAUUCCACGAGGACUAAUAUCAAGUCUUUUAAUGUUGCAAGCCGUUGGCAUGUACAAUUGUGGACUUUAUGAUCAAGUAGCUGAAGGAGGCGUUGAAUCAUAUGGUAUGGAGUCCUUGGUAGAGGAAUUGGAGAGUUUGAAAUACUUGACGCAUUUACGUGUCACCAUAGCAAGUGCCUCUGUGUUUAAGAGAUUUUUAAGUUCCAGAAAGUUACCGAGUUGCACUGUAGCAAUCUGCCUCAAGAUGUUCAAAGGUUCAAGCUCACUCAACCUAUCAUCUCUCGAAAAUAUGAAGCAUCUCUAUGGGCUUAUGAUGGAAGAUUUGGAUAGCUUGAGAGAGAUUAAGUUUGAUUGGGCAGGGAAAGGAAAGGAAACAGUGGGGUAUAGCAGUCUCAACCCGAAGGUCAAAUGCUUCCAUGGCCUUUGCGAAGUGGUCAUCAAUAGAUGCCAGAUGUUGAAGAAUUUGACAUGGCUUAUUUUUGCCCCAAACCUCCUAUAUCUUACAAUAAGACAAUGUGAUGAAAUGGAAGAAGUGAUAGGUAAAGGUGCAGAGGAUGGAGGAAAUCUGAGUCUAUUCGCAAAACUCAUACGACUAGAGUUAAAUGGUUUACCCCAACUGAAGAAUGUGUACCGGAAUCCCUUGCCCUUUCUUUACCUUGACAGAAUUGAAGUAGUUGGGUGUCCAAAGCUGAAGAAGCUGCCACUCAACUCCAACAGUGCCAAUCAAGGUAGAGUUGUGAUGGUAGGAAAGCAAGAGUGGUGGAAUGAGUUAGAAUGGGAGGAUGAAGCUACUCUAACUACUUUCCUUCCCAGUUUCAAAGCAAUAUAAGAACAAGGGGCUUAGGUAUGAUUCCAAUUAAAAUCAACCAAAUAUGAUUGGAAUGUAUAUUAUUCUUUAAUUCAUUCUAUAAUUAGAUGCCUAUCGUUUGUAGGAUUUGAAGGAAUGGCAAAUGCUUGGUGUUUGUUGUGGAUUUAAA